GACAGAAGAAGAACAACAACAACAGAACUACAUCACUGUUUAGCUUCACGUGCGUCGUUAAAAGAACACCAAUGCAAUGCUGCUUCUCAGAUGCUGCCAAAACCUAACGAAAUUUGGCCGGCUCCACACUGAAAGAUUUCUUCAAGCGACGCCUGUUGUGGCACCGUGUGCAGUUCACCUCUGGAGCAGCAGCCGUGAGGAUCAGAGGUCAUACCAGCGAGUCCACAGUCCCAGAUGGAGGCCUGUCCUGGCAGGACUGCUGGCUGGGACGGGUGCCGCACUGAUUUAUGGCCUCAAUUACCACAAGGCUGAGCAGGCCGAGUCCGUCCAAGUGCAGAGCAGACAAACUCGCUCAGCUCUUCCCAUCUUCAGCCAAGAAGAAGUCUCCAAACACCGCACUCUGCAAGAUGGUGUGUGGGUCACCUACAAAGGGAGCGUCUAUGACAUUACUGAUUUUGUGGCCAUACAUCCUGGAGGCAAUAAAAUCAUGUUAGCUGCAGGCGGGGCCCUUGAACCCUUUUGGGCACUGUAUGCUGUACACAACCAGGACCAUGUACUGGAAAUGCUUGAACAGUACAAGGUUGGUGAGCUGAGCGCAGAGGAUCAGAAGAAGCAGCAGGCUGUGGAAACAUCAGACCCCUACUCUUCUGACCCUGAACGUCACCCUGCCCUGCACAUUAACAACCUGAAGCCCUUCAAUGCUGAACCACCACCUGAAAUCCUCUCUGACAGCUACAUAACACCUUCUGCUUUCUUCUUCAAAAGGAACCACUUGCCAGUCCCACAUGUGGAUCCUGUUUCAUAUCGGCUACAUGUGGAGGGACUACCUGGAGGAAUGUUGUCUCUGUCUUUAGAAGACCUGAAGACUCAGUUCCCCAAGCACACAAUCACUGCCACACUACAGUGUGCAGGUAACCGUCGAUCGGAGAUGAAUAAGGUCAAACCAGUGAAAGGUCUUAACUGGGGCAUUGCUGCCAUUAGUAAUGCCAUAUGGAGCGGUGCUAGGCUCAAGGAUGUGCUUUUGGCAGCUGGCUACAGACCAGAGACGGCCCAGUGGGCUCACCAUGUGCACUUUGAAGGUCUGGACAAAGAUGUGACUGGGACUACAUAUAGUGCUUCCAUCCCUAUCAAUAAAGCAGUUUGUGAGGAAGGCGAUGUGCUGCUGGCUUAUGAAAUGAAUGGCAAGACUCUUCCUGCUGACCAUGGCUACCCUGUUCGUGUGGUGGUACCAGGCACGGUUGGUGCUCGCAAUGUAAAAUGGGUGGGAAAGAUUGUAGUGAGUGCAGAAGAGAGCAGUAGCCACUGGCAACAGAAUGAUUACAAGGGCUUUUCCCCGGGGGUAGACUGGGAUACCGUUGACUUUAAGUCUGCUCCCUCAAUCCAGGAACUGCCCAUCCAGUCAGCUAUCACCGAACCAGCAGACGGCGCUGUGCUGGAUCGUAGUGUGGAGGAGGUGACAGUGAAGGGGUACGCGUGGAGCGGCGGCGGUCGGGAGGUGAUACGUGUUGAUGUUUCACUGGAUGGAGGACAUACAUGGCAGGUGGCCCAGCUGAGGAGUAAUGAUAAGGGACAAGCUCCUGCACCGUCUCCUCCUCCGGGACGAGCCUGGGCGUGGAAGCUGUGGGAGCUAACAGCUCCUCUUCCACCAAAGGCUCAAGAGCUGGAGAUCGUUUGCAAAGCAGUCGACAGCAGUUACAACAUGCAGCCAGACACUGUGCCACCCAUCUGGAAUCUGAGGGGCGUGCUGAGCAACGCCUGGCACAGAGUAAAAGUGAAGAUCAGAGAGGAUGAAGAUGAGGAGUAGACUUUAUCUUUGAAGUCGAGUGCAAAUCGGAAACAGAAAUUUUUUUUAAGUCUGUCACUCAGACUCUGAAGGAAAA
Messenger RNA from Thalassophryne amazonica, 1880 nucleotides. It is a transcript of the gene suox, whose product is annotated as sulfite oxidase. The transcript has 5 exons. The record is from RefSeq and is a predicted model, not a curated record. Gene Ontology annotation, cellular component: mitochondrion. Gene Ontology annotation, molecular function: molybdenum ion binding; oxidoreductase activity; heme binding. Bases 77 to 1804 code for a protein of 575 amino acids. NCBI's taxonomy places the organism in Eukaryota, Metazoa, Chordata, Actinopteri, Batrachoidiformes, Batrachoididae.